Fusarium mangiferae is the source of this 1365-nucleotide messenger RNA. RefSeq lists its product as uncharacterized. Bases 1 to 1365 code for a protein of 454 amino acids. The transcript has 4 exons. The record is from RefSeq and is a predicted model, not a curated record. Lineage: Eukaryota; Fungi; Ascomycota; Sordariomycetes; Hypocreales; Nectriaceae.
AUGGUAUCAGCACGUAAUCCGCACUGGCGACCUGGAUUUUGGGAUGCUGGCACUGCAAGAGUGAUCAUGACACAUGUAACCAAUAUAUCAAGCGCAUAUAUACUCCGCUCCUAUCUAGUCAAACUGUCGUACGUUAGGGCCAUCAGAGUGAAUGUGGGAAGCAUUCUUCUUGUAACUAUUGCCACACAUGUGAGCUGUAAGGCCGUUGCCGUACUGUUCUUCCUACUCUCAUUUCUGACAAACACAGCAUGGCUUCUGCCUACUUGGACGCACCUGAAUGCUCUGCUUGGACCACUAGUGAGCUUCUUAGGCGGAGGUUCUCACGCUUCAAAGUUCCUCACUCUUGCUGUGAUCCAUAGUCGGAACACUUCCUGCGCUCGAACAAUGUACUAUUAUAUAACAGGUUUCAUUACUGUUCUGGCCCAGGUUCUCGGCCCCAUUCUGGCCAAUAGAGAAUCUCCCUGGUUUGCACUUCCGAUUCUUACUGCAGCUGUUAUCGCUAUGUUCCUCGACGGCACAGAUAAUGGUUCACUUGAGCUGGGCCAAGACGAGUCUGGUUCUGUCACUCAUCCCUUGUUUUCCAGGAGUCGGUAUUCUGAUGAUGGAGCCGCAUCUCUUGUGGAGCUCCUGACGAUGUGCCUGGGCCUUAAGGCGCCCGGGAGACAUAAACUUCUAGUGUUUACCUCUCGGAUCUCUUUCUUUAUCGCUAUUCCUCAAGCAUCUCGGCCCCUUUUUGCAACGUACGCACAGCAAAGAUGCAGUUUGGGCCCUACAGAGGCCGACAAUCUGUGGCUUCUUAGAAGCGAGAUAAGCAUGGUCAUCUUCGGUGUCCUCUUACCCUGUCUCAUUUUCAUCAAAGGGUAUACAGGGCAAUUCUCUAACAGUAUCAAUUUAACUAUUGGUAAAUGCAGUGUGAUCUUGAUGGCAUUGGGUGCAAUCGUGAUCGGCCUAUCACACUCAUCCCUUGCCAUUACUAUUGGUUCGUGUUUUCUAGACUUAUUGAAUAAUGUUCUUAACAAUAAUGAAGGCCUUAUUAUUAAUACGUUUGGUGUAUCAUCAAACCUCAGUCUGCUUUGCUUCGCAGCCAACCGUCUCUCGAGCUCUGCGGUAGGACUUGUCCUGAUGUCUGUCGCACUAUUCGAAAGUGUGGGGUUAUUAAUCGGUAUUACGAUUACCUACCCAAUUUACCAAUGGAGCAUAGACGACAAAACGCCAUUCUACGCUGGGAGUCUCCUUUACGUCUUGUGCGGCGUGAGUGUCAGCCUUUCCCACACUUCCAUAUCCUCGUAUGCUUACUGCAAGACCAAGUCGAUAUACGCCUGCAUCGCUGUAGUAGUUUGGCGUAUCUUUAGGGAAUCACAUUAA